This is a messenger RNA of Rhodamnia argentea, 1906 nucleotides long. RefSeq names its product wax ester synthase/diacylglycerol acyltransferase 11-like. Gene Ontology annotation, molecular function: long-chain-alcohol O-fatty-acyltransferase activity; diacylglycerol O-acyltransferase activity. The record is from RefSeq and is a predicted model, not a curated record. The transcript has 7 exons. Bases 81 to 1646 code for a protein of 521 amino acids. Gene Ontology annotation, biological process: triglyceride biosynthetic process. NCBI's taxonomy places the organism in Eukaryota, Viridiplantae, Streptophyta, Magnoliopsida, Myrtales, Myrtaceae. Gene Ontology annotation, cellular component: plasma membrane.
CUUGCAGGGUCUUCAAAGUGUGCACUUUCUGUUCUGCUGAGCAUAUACAGAGGGAAACGGCUUAGGCUUUUGGUCCCAAAAUGUCACCUGAAGAAGGUUUUAUGUGGAGGAGGAAAGUGAAACCCAAUCUUAAGCCAGUUGAAACAACUAGCAGAUUAGACAAGACACAGAAAGAUGAAGGAAGCAGUGCGGCAGUGGCCGAGGGAGAGCCCUUGAGUCCAUCAGCUCAGAUGUUCCAUGAACCAAACUUCAAUGUGUACAUCAUAGUCAUCAUGGGCUGCAAAACUCCGGUCGACCUCCCUGUCAUCAAGUCUAAUCUCGUCCACGCUCUGCUCAAACAUCCCCGCUUCUCCAGUCUGCAGGUUGAGGAUGAAAAGGAGAAGGGGAAGUUUAGAUGGGUUCAAACAAAUGUGGAUUUGGAAAACCACAUUAUAGUUCCGGAGAUUGGACCGGGAAUGGACUCACCUGACCGGUUCGUCGAGGAUUACGUCUCCGAUCUCAGCAAAACCACCAUAAGCAAGACACAGCCACUGUGGGACAUCCACAUCCUCAAUGUCAAAACCUCCGAUGCCGAGGCAGUCGGAGUUUUCAGGAUCCACCACUCGCUUGGAGAUGGGACUUCUCUCUUGUCCUUAUUGCUCGCUUGUACCCGUCAAAUCUCCGACCCAGAGGCCUUGCCUACGAUCCCGGUGAAGAAGAGUAGGGAAAAGAAAGACCAGAGAGAUUAUGGCAGGAUCUGGGGGUGGUUGCUAGGUAUAUGCUGGUUCUUGGCGCUGAUGUGGAAUACUGUGGUUGACAUGAUCAUGUUCGCGGCAACCGUGCUGUUCUUGAAGGACGGCGAGAGUCCUAUUAAGGGCCCACCAGGCGUUGAACUUAUGCCUCGACGGUUUGUGUACAGGACUGUGAGUUUAGAGGAUAUGAAGAUGGUGAAGAAUGCUUUGAAUGCCACGGUGAAUGAUGUCGCGUUGGGGGUUACUCAGGCAGGUUUAUCCCGAUAUCUCAACUGGAGAUAUGCUGAGACCAAGAAUAGGCAUGGAGCAACCGAGUUCGGAAACAACCUUCCAAAGAAUAUUCGCCUGAGGUCGACUCUCCUCAUUAAUUUGAGGCCAUCCGUCGGAAUCCAGGCUUUAGCUGCUAUGAUGGAGGAGGACACCAAAGUCAAGUGGGGAAAUAGGAUUGGCUAUGUCCUCCUCCCCAUUACCAUUGCAUUGCACAGCAAUCCUUUGGAUUAUGUCCGUGAAGCUAAGGCCACCAUCGAUAGGAAGAAGCACUCUCUUGAAGCUAUAUUUACCAACUCCAUUGCCGAAGUAGUUCUCAAGCUCUUCGGCAUUAAGGCAGCGAGCGCGCUCUCUCACAGAGUUAUUACUCGUACAACAAUGUGCUUCUCGAAUCUAGUCGGACCUCUGGAGGAAAUAGGCUUCUAUGGACAUCCAUUGGCUUACCUAGCGCCGGGUUGUUAUGGUCAACCACACGGCUUGAUGGUGAACUUCCAAAGUUAUGUGAACAAGAUGACUUUCGUAGUAUCGGCCGAUGAAGGCACUAUACCCGAUCCUCAUCGGCUGUGCGACGACAUCGUCAAAGCGCUCGAGCUUACCAAGGAUGCUGUGUUAGAAAGGGGGCAAGGCAGGGGAACAACAGCGCUGUAGUCCCGAACAUCAUCCUUGACGAGAUUUCCGCAUCACGCCUGUCAGCAAUGUGUAAUAACUGACAACGAGGGACUAGUUCUUAUCUUAUCUGGCAGCCUUAUCCUUUUCAGCAACAGGGAAGGCAUUAGAACAGGGUCAUCAGUGAACGAGCUAAAGAAGAAAAUUCUAAAAUUAGCAUGCUUUUCGGUUUCUAGAUGUUAGUUGUUCGGGUCAAACUGUGAUUGAGUAAUGCCAAAUAUAGAGAGUUUGUUUCCCUCCAA